AUGGGCCUCAACUGGCAUUGGUUCUACGCAGAGGCAAAGAAGCUCGACGAACAAUCCUUUCGGUUUUUGGUGGACUACGUGGCGGACUUGCUGGACAAGGAGCCCGUUGUGACCCCGUCCCUUGGAUUUUCCGAUCCACUGGGCCUCAGCAAGCUCGACGACCCGGAGGACGGCGAGUCGUCCAAGUCACAUGAUGCGGAGGAGGUGAAGCCAGAGGACGGCGAGUCGUCCAAGUCACAUGAUGCGGAGGAGGUGAAGCCAGAGGACCCCAGCAAGAAGCUGGAGGAGAAGGAGGCGGCUCGCAAAAAGGCCGCCAAGGCUGCCGCCAUCGGUGUGCGUGCCGCUGAGGCGGAGGCUCGGCAGCGGCGUGCCUUGCUCAGCUGCGGAGUCCGACCCCGAGACUCGCAAGAAGAAGCUGAAUGCUGA
Molecule: messenger RNA, 426 nt
Organism: Symbiodinium sp. CCMP2592
Lineage: Eukaryota; Dinophyceae; Suessiales; Symbiodiniaceae
Source: the annotation of a GenBank genome assembly